Messenger RNA from Anolis sagrei ordinatus, 1383 nucleotides. Lineage: Eukaryota; Metazoa; Chordata; Lepidosauria; Squamata; Anolidae. The record is from RefSeq and is a predicted model, not a curated record.
UAAGCCAAGCACCAUGUGGCAGCUGCUCCUCCUUGGCUUCCUCUCAUGCGGCUCAGCUGCUUCAGCCUGGACUCCGGUGGAGGAGGGCUGUCCCCAAGGCCCUGUGUUCUGGUGCAGAAACCUGGUGACAGCCGUCCAGUGUGGGGCCCUGGGCCAUUGCAUGAAGGCCGGAUGGGACCCCAACACCAAGGAGGACCUGUGCGCGGACUGCAAGCAAGUCGUCUCCAUCCUGAUCCGCAUGGGCAAGGAGUCGGCCUUGAAAGCCAUCCAGAAGUCCCUGGAGGACGAGUGCAAGGACCUCCCUUUGCAGACUUUGGCCCCACAGUGCAAGUCUCUUGUGGACACCUACUUUGCCCAGUUCAUCGCCAUCUUGGAAAAGCAAAUGGCAAGUGACCGCCUUCCUCUCCUCUCCACAAAGGGCUACCUCUCCCCUUCUGCUCCUGGUGCCGUCUGUGCAACACUGAGCCUCUGCCCGCCUGACCUGUUGGCAGCAAAGGAGGAUGCCCUCGAAGCGCUGUUUGCUGAGAUCCGGGGACACCUUCCAGCCCGCAGCCAGACUCAGAAGAGCCCAGAGGACACAUUUCCGAUCCCGCUGCCCACCUGCUGGUUGUGCCGGUCCUUUGUCGGAAAGGCUGAAGCCCUCAUCCCAACGGCUACCAUCGGCACCACUGUGGCCCAGCUCUGCCGUGUCCUUCCGGUGUCCAUGGGGGGCAUGUGCCAGUGUCUGACGGAGAAAUACAGCGCAACCAUCCUAGACAUGGUCCUGGGCAAGGUGGGCCCGAACCUGAUCUGCGGGAUGAUGCUCAUGUGCGCCACGGAAGAUGGAAGCCCAGAUAUGCUUCCAGCAGCACCGGCACUUGACCUCCCAGUGGACAGCUGCCAGGCUUGCCUCACCAUCAGCAGCCAAGUGCAAGGGGCCCUCCAGCAAAACAGCACCCGGGUAGACAUGGACCUUGCCCUGCUGUCCGCCUGCAGCCACAGCUUCCUGGGUUGGGAAGAGUGCAAGCACUUCAUCUCCCAGCAUCAGGCCCAGCUCUUCACGUUGCUUCCGAAGCCGUGGAGCUCCCAUGACAUCUGCCAGGAACUAGGGGUCUGUGCAACCAAGAAGCCCAUCCCAGGGGGCACAGCCUGUGCUCAAGGCCCUCCGUUUUGGUGCUCCAGUUGGGCCGCUGCCAAACAAUGCCAGGCGGUCCAGUACUGCCAGGCUCAUGUCUGGCUGUAGUCAAAAGAUGAAGAUGUGUCUGCCUUUGGCUGGAGAUCUGCUCCUCUGGCCCCAUUUACUUAGACCCGUCCUCCCAACUGACCAGUGGGGCUGGAAAGGACCCCCAAGGGACAGAGGCUCUAAUACCGGCCAUUAUUAAAGUCACUCCCCAAAUCAUGAAA